This is a messenger RNA of Planococcus citri (citrus mealybug), 1480 nucleotides long. RefSeq names its product endothelial lipase-like. Lineage: Eukaryota; Metazoa; Arthropoda; Insecta; Hemiptera; Pseudococcidae. The record is from RefSeq and is a predicted model, not a curated record. Gene Ontology annotation, molecular function: lipase activity. The transcript is spliced from 7 exons. The coding region runs from base 438 to 1412 and encodes 324 amino acids. Gene Ontology annotation, biological process: lipid catabolic process.
CACUUCGUGCCUCCAGUGCCGGUAAUUGACAAUAAGGUUAGGUAGGUACCUACUAUACCAGAGACAGCGGAGUGUUGGUAACGAAAAAAAAAUUCAUAAUUCCAGUACCGAUCGCGUUACAUUACACAUUCGAUUGAGGGUUCUCAAAACCCACGUUUUUCUUCAAAAUUUCCAACGUGUUUGUUUAAAUGUGCACGAAUUAUUUGUUUUCCGACAUCUGUAUUAAUUUUAAACGACGAAAUUAGUUUACGAAAUUUGACUAAGUAAAUCAUCGUUAGAAAAUUGAUCGUUAAAUAUGCUAUUGGGUGUUAAAUUAGUUUUCAUUUGAUAAUGACUCGAAAGGGCAUCAUUACCAGACACUUUAACGUUCGUACUACCUUAAUCGAAAUUCAUUCGGUAAUACAAUCGGUUCGACGUCGGGAAAAUUCCAAUUCACCAUGACACUGAUACCGCAAACUUUACUCAUCUAUUUAUGUAUUUUAGCAAAUGUCACGUGGGCCCAGGCAUUAUUUGAAGAUCCUCAAUACUGUAUCCAACCGCCAAAAAUAUGUCCGAAUCAAAACGUAACAUUUUAUUUAUACACCAGCAACGACCCCAAAUUGGAAUAUGAACUGAGCGUGAACGAUGUGUUAGCAAUCAGGCAGGCACCUUUUAUCAAAGGUGCUCCACUCAAAUUCGUUCUUCACGGAUACACUGGUCAUAAAGAUUACACUCCAAAUCCUCAAAUAAGAAAAGCUUAUUUCGAACGCGACGAACCAGUGAACAUAAUCUCAAUACAUUAUAAAAAUCUAGUCUUAGAAGGAUGCUACCUGAGCGCCGUUCGAAAUUCGGAUCUAGUCGCCAAUUGCACCGGGCAAUUUUUGGACACAUUGUUCGAAGAAAGAUUGGAUCUAUCGUUAGAUAAUUUUCACAUAAUUGGUCUCAGUUUGGGCGCCCAGGUCGCCGGACAGAUUGCUAAUUACUUUCAUAAAGGACCGUUUAAACGGAUCACCGGUCUUGAUCCGGCAGCGCCGUUAUUUUACGCUGUAUUCAGAGAUCCUGCCAGGAUGUUGUCACCCGAAGAUGCAUUAUUUGUAGAUGUUAUCCAUACCAAUGCUGGCAUGAGGGGGAAAUUUUUACCUAUCGGGCAUUUAGAUUUUUACGCUAAUUUGGGAGUUUUUCAACCUGGAUGUGAUUAUGAUAGCUCGUGUUCUCACGAACGUGCUGCUUAUUACUACGCUGAAUCUGUCAAUUCGAAAGUUGGAUUCUGGGGCCACUCGUGUCCAGAUUUAUUGAGCCUGGUAUUGGGACGUUGCAUGUCUUACUCGCCCAGGUGGAAUAAAUUUGGAGAAGAUUGCGAUCAAAAUGCCCCUGGAGUAUAUUUCUUUUCCACCAAUAGCCAACCUCCGUAUGCAAGAGGCAAAGCAGAAUAGUGAGAAACGCAGAACCACCUUAUUUAUUGUAAUUUAUACGUAUUUUAAAUUGAAUAAAUUGUUGUCGU